Cyphellophora europaea CBS 101466 is the source of this 1002-nucleotide messenger RNA. RefSeq names its product Kae1-associated kinase Bud32. Gene Ontology annotation, molecular function: protein serine/threonine kinase activity; ATP binding. The record is from RefSeq and is a predicted model, not a curated record. The transcript has a single exon. Gene Ontology annotation, cellular component: nucleus; cytosol; EKC/KEOPS complex. Gene Ontology annotation, biological process: protein phosphorylation. NCBI's taxonomy places the organism in Eukaryota, Fungi, Ascomycota, Eurotiomycetes, Chaetothyriales, Cyphellophoraceae. Bases 1 to 1002 code for a protein of 333 amino acids.
AUGGCCGAAGUCCACCCCAACAACGACCCUCCAGCACCAUCAACACACGACACUCCCGCCUCACACUCCGCCCACCCUCUCCCCUACCCAUUCACAACCACCACACCCCCACCAACGCUGAUAGCCCAAGGCGCCGAAGCCCUGCUGUACCGCACCUGCUACCUUGACCCCUCCAGACCCGCGGCCCUGAAAGUGCGCCCCAGCAAAAAAUACCGGCACCGCAUCCUCGACGAGCGCCUCACCAAGCAGCGCGUGCUCGCGGAGGCGCGCGUGCUGGUCAAACUCGGCGGCGUGGCUGACAGAGAGGGCUGGGCUGUGCCGGCGGUGUGGGGAGUAGAGUGGGAUGUUGGGCGGAAGGUGAGGGGGCUGCCAAGGGAGAUUAGGCCUGUGGGGCAGACGGGUGCGGGGACUAUGGAGGGAGAGGAGGUCGCGGAGGAGAGUGGCGAGAGCAAUGGGAAAGGGGCGUGGUUGCUGAUGGAGUGGGUGGAGGGGAAGACGGUUAAGGAGUUGGUGAGGGAGUGGGAUGCGUGGUGGCGGGGGAAGGGGCUGACAGCACAGGAGAAGGCCGAGGGUGAGGAGGAGAUGAAGGGCUUGUUGAGGAGGAUGGGAAGGGCAGUGGCGGGAAUGCAUGCGAGAGGGGGUGUGGUGCAUGGGGACCUGACGAGCAGUAAUAUCAUCAUUCGGCGGGUGGGUGCUACGGCGGAUGGAGGGGGCCAAGUCGAGCAGGCAAAUGUAGGUGGGAGGCCAAACUUGAGCGGAGAGGUGGUGCUCAUUGAUUUUGGAUUGGCGACGCAGGCAAUUCAGGAUGAGGACCGGGCGGUGGAUUUGUAUGUGCUUGAGAGGGCGUUUGGGUCGACGCAUCCUCGCCAGGAGCAGUGGUUCGACCAAGAGGUCCUACAGAGCCAAGAGGGGUACAGAGGUGUGUGGAAGGGCGCGCCUAUUGUCCUCAAGCGGCUAGACGAAGUGCGGUUGCGAGGAAGAAAGAGAAGCAUGAUCGGAUGA